Penicillium atrosanguineum is the source of this 2103-nucleotide messenger RNA. RefSeq names its product putative RING and UBP finger domain protein. Gene Ontology annotation, molecular function: zinc ion binding; ubiquitin protein ligase activity. Gene Ontology annotation, biological process: protein ubiquitination; Ras protein signal transduction. Gene Ontology annotation, cellular component: cytoplasm. NCBI's taxonomy places the organism in Eukaryota, Fungi, Ascomycota, Eurotiomycetes, Eurotiales, Aspergillaceae. The transcript has 2 exons. The record is from RefSeq and is a predicted model, not a curated record. Bases 1 to 2103 code for a protein of 700 amino acids.
AUGCCCUCUUACUUCUACCACCUUAGUCUCGAAGUCCUACCUAGCUCAAAAUCCUCUGAAACCUCACCGCUGGCCCUGGAAUCCGCAUGGGAAGCUUUCCUACCAUUCCAGAAGCGAUCCGGGCCGUCGAGCUCCAGCCCACUAUCGGGCGCAACAAGCGAUUCACUAAGCAGCAAUCAAUCCUCGAUUAAAGACCUCACACUUGAAAGAAGACCAAAACAACCGCACCCAUUCGGCCCCUCUACAAUCUCCUCUAAUCCUACCCGAACCACAAAAGACAUCCAAAACGACAUCCGCUCCGGCGCCAUCGUCAUCGAGUGCAUCGACAUGGUGGCGCCAGAAGAUGGCCCCGCGAAACGCGCCUCCAAGCGCGGUAGCCUCCCCACCGCCGACGAUAACCUUGUCACAGCAGGUAUUGGGACCGACAUCCUAGGCGGUUUGCGCACCAAGGGUCGAUACAUACCACUCGACCAGAAAGUUGCUGAUAGCGUCUUCGGUAUCGUCCACCUAUACCGCGAUGCGCAAGAAACUCCUUACCUCGCCGGUAAUGAUGAUGACUAUCCGACCUACCUCAAGGGCUCCGCCGCUGCUGCGCGACAUCCUGGUGAACAGCAGGCUGGUUUACAGUCGUCGAUGAGUGGAGCCAGCUCGGGGCAGGUUCGCGGUCGGGGUAUGGAAGCUUCCUAUCCAUUCCCUGUCACAGCUUCGGCGUCGGUUGAGGAAGAGGACUGCACCACGUUGUGCAUUCUAGCGGUUCCGUCGUAUUUGUCGCCAUCGGACUUCCUGGGGUUCGUGGGUGAGAAAACGAGGGACUCCGUUAGCCAUUUCCGGAUGAUUAGGACGUCAAGGGCGAAUCGGUAUAUGGUUUUGCUCAAGUUCCGCAGUGGGAGGAAAGCGAAGGAGUGGCAGAAGGAGUGGAAUGGGAAGGUUUUCAACAGCAUGGAGCCUGAGACAUGUCACGUUGUUUUUGUCAAGUCGGUUGAGAUCCAGGUCGUCGAGCCCGGCUCACCAUCUGCCUUUUCUCCUAACGAAUCAUCUGCUGGGCAAUCAAAGCUUACUGGUAAACCCUUAGCGCCACCAACACCGGCGCUGAUUGAGCUGCCCACAUGCCCUGUCUGUCUCGAGCGAAUGGACGAGACGACUGGCCUCUUAACAAUCAUUUGCCAGCAUGUCUUUCAUUGCACGUGUCUCCAGAAAUGGAAAGGCAGCGGCUGUCCUGUGUGCCGCUAUACGCAAGACGACUUCCGCAAAAGCGGGAUGGCAACCGACAGCGAUCAAGAACCAGCUGAGUGCUCGGUUUGUCGCACUGAAGAUAAUCUCUGGGCUUGUCUGAUCUGCGGUACCGUCGGCUGUGGCCGAUAUGAUGGCGCACACGCAUUUGACCACUGGAAAGAAACCGCGCACGCCUUUUCCAUUGACUUGAACUCUCAGCGUGUAUGGGACUAUGUCGGUGACGCCUACGUGCACCGCAUCAUCCAGAGCAAAUCCGACGGCAAGCUAGUUGAGCUUCCGGCGGCAGACCACAGCGCACUCGAUCCACCCGACUGGGGCGAUGCUGUGCCACGUGAGAAGCUCGAGAAUAUGAGCGUCGAGUACACACAUCUACUCACUAGCCAACUCGAAAGCCAGCGCGCGUACUUUGAAGAAGUUGUCGAGCGUGCAGCUGACAAGGCGUCACAGGCUAGUGCAGCAGCCGCAGCAGCCGAAGAAGCAGCGAGGGCGACAUCCGCUCGUCUCAUCGAGAUGCAGACAAAAUUUGAAACUUUUUCUUCGGAGACGAUACCCAGUCUUGAGCGCGAUCGCGCUCGGCUAGAGAAGCGCGCCGAUAAAUUUGAGAGCAUGGCCCGUGCUAUGGAAAAGGAUUAUCGGGAAGAAAAGACCAUGAACCAGAGUCUUAUGGAACGACUUGAACUUCUUACCAGUGAGAACGGCACACUUAGGACUGAGAAGACGGAUCUCGAAGAGCAGAAUCGGGAUCUUACUUUCUUUAUUAGUGGGAGUCAGCGCCUGCAGGGGCAGAGUGAUGAGAUUGUACAAGGCACUGUUAGUGUUCCUGAGCCUGAAGUCAAGAAGAAGAAGAAUAAGGGAAAGGGGAGGAAGUAG